Zootoca vivipara (common lizard) is the source of this 3767-nucleotide messenger RNA. RefSeq names its product disintegrin and metalloproteinase domain-containing protein 20-like. Gene Ontology annotation, molecular function: metalloendopeptidase activity. The record is from RefSeq and is a predicted model, not a curated record. Gene Ontology annotation, cellular component: sperm head plasma membrane; external side of plasma membrane; plasma membrane. NCBI's taxonomy places the organism in Eukaryota, Metazoa, Chordata, Lepidosauria, Squamata, Lacertidae. Gene Ontology annotation, biological process: male gonad development; proteolysis.
AUGAUUAGCAAUUCUGCCAGCUUGUUAAUACUGAUACUACGGAAUGCUCUGGUUGAGGCUGCAGGUCAAACACCACCAAAAGGUUAUAGGUAUGCCUCUUAUGAAGUGACCACUCCUAGAAAACUGACCUAUGGUUAUGGACAACAAGAACCCAGUGAUGUCACCUACUUGCUGCGGAUUGAGGGGCAGGGUCAUGUGGUGCAGCUGAAGCAAAAGAGGGGUAUUGUCCCUAAACAACUCCCUGUCAUCACUUACAGUAAGGAGGGGGACCCUCAGAUGGACUAUCCUUUCAUCAGAAAUGACUGCUUCUACCGUGGCUUUGUACAAGGCAAGCCUUCCUCUUGGGUUACCCUCAGCACUUGUUCAGGGUGGCUCAGGGGUGUGCUGCACUUUGAAAAUAACACCUAUGAAAUUGAACCUGUUCAGGUAUCUUCUGCUUCUCAACAUGUGGUGUAUAGGUUGGAAGAAAAGGAUGGGGCUAUCCGCAUGAGGUGCGGGUUAACAGAGGAAGAGCAAAGCCAUCAGCUGGCCAUGAUGCAAACCACAAGGAAUAUAUUGACCCACAGUGCUGCUGGUGAAGGCUGGUGGGGACACACUAGGUACGUGGAGGUUGCGAUUGUGGUAGAACAUGAACGAUAUGUCAAGUUCGGCAGAAAUGAAAGCCGUGUUGUUAUGCAAGUUCUGGAUGUCCUCCACACCGCCAAUGUACUAUAUGAGCCACUUUCUGUUGAAUUGUCUAUAUCUGCACUGGAGAUAUGGUCAGAAAAGAACCUCAUUCAAGUUACUAACAACAUAUAUGAGACACUUAGGAGUUUCUCACGCUGGAGAACAGCCUCACUAGUUAAACAUAUGAAGAAUGAUGCUGCUCACUUAUUUGUAUAUAAGAGUUUUGGAAGUACACUGGGGUUAGCAUACAUAGGUGCAGUUUGUAGUACCCUUUGGGCAUCUGGUGUUGAAUCCUAUACAACUUCUAGUUUGUUCCAUAUUUCUAACACAUUUGCCCAUGAAUUAGGACAUAAUCUUGGCAUGCAACACGAUGGAAGACACUGUACUUGUGAUCAACAUGCCUGCAUUAUGGCUGCAGAUCAAGCUAACACUGAUAAAUUUAGUAAUUGCAGUUAUAAAGAUUAUUACAAAAUAAGGAACUCUCAUUGCUUGUUAAUUCCACCAGACCCUUAUAGAAUGCAGAAAGUCACAUCUUGUGGCAACAAAGUAGUGGAAAAUGGAGAACAAUGUGACUGUGGUUCAAAACGUGAAUGUAAGUCAGAUCCAUGUUGCCGAUCUAAUUGUAUGCUGCGUUCUGCUGCUACUUGUGCUUUUGGACUUUGCUGUGCUAAGUGUCGGUAUCGUCCAGUUCAUUCUGUUUGCAGACAGAAGGUUGGCCCCUGUGAUCUUCCUGAAUACUGCAAUGGGACUUCAGAAUGGUGUCCUGAAGAUGUGCAUGUACAAGAUGGUGCCCCAUGCGGGAAUGGUGCAUACUGUUACCAUGGGAAUUGCACAACCCAUAACAGACAGUGCAGAAUGAUAUUUGGCAAGAAAGCAACAGCUGCUUCAGAGGUUUGCUUCAAAGAGAUGAAUGCCCGAGGUGAUCGCUUUGGCAACUGUGGCCUUAGACAUGGCACUUAUAAGAAAUGUAAUGCUACCAAUAGCUUGUGUGGUCGAAUUCAGUGUGAUAACAUUACUAAGUUACCUUCUUUGAAGCAACACAGCACAAUACUUCAAAUACCCAUUGGCAAUAGGAAAUGCUGGGGUACAGACUACCACAUUGGAAUGGAGAUACCUGAUAUUGGAGCAGUGAGAGAUGGGACUCCUUGUGGCAAGAGAAUGAUGUGUAUUAAUGGGGAGUGCAAGAGUGUGUCCCUCUUGAAAUAUGAUUGUAAUCUGACGAAGUGCCAUAAUCGGGGAAGAUGCAACACUUACAAACAUUGCCAUUGUGAUUAUGGCUGGGCUCCUCCAGAUUGUCUCAAUGAAGGCUAUGGUGGCAGCAUUGACAGUGGCCCCCCUCCACCACGCAGGAUUGGCUACAAAGUAGGAAUUUUUAUAGGAAUUGUAUCUAUCCUUUUCCUUCUGUUAGUGUUGGUUUAAAGGAAAUGGACUGAGAAACUAAUUUAAAAGACUGAGUUCAAGAUUCCUUCAAACUGAAUCUAAACAGGAAUAAAACCCACAAUAGAUCAUGGAAGUCAACAAUGCACAUUGUAUAAAAAAUAUACAAAGAAAACAAUAGGCAGUAUUUUACAAAAAUGUAACUUUGAGUGAAAGCUUUUUGAUUAUUAUUAUUUCACUACCUUUUGUGGAGUUACUUUCCUUGGCACAUCAGUUUAUGAAAAUCUUGGACUCAUCAACAGGUAAGAAACCUGCUUUUUAUCAAGGCUAUCUAUCCUCUAAUCCUCUGAAAUGUUGUUCCACUAAAUACUGAGGGAAACAUCUGUUUUCUGGAAUGGAUAACUGCACACUGAGCAAAAGCCACAUUUCCCAAUAUCAUUAUUUUCCCACAGAAACCUUCAGAAGCACUGCUGCUAUGCGAAUGCCUCUUCCCAAUACACAUCAUGCAUCAUAACACACAUAAGAUGAUGCUAUAGCACCCCCCAAUCUAUCAAUGCUGGAACCAGCAAUGACCCAACUACUGUAAGUCUUACAGGCAGGUAUUUUAGUCACUCACACAGCCCUCUGGGACAAUGGAAUAAGGGAUCAAGAUGAGGUUCUGAUGGGAGGUGCUAAACCUUCAGCCACACACAUUGAAGGGAAAGACGAGCAGUGAAAGGGAGGAGACAGACCAUGCAAUAAAGGCAGCCACAAACACAAAUUGACAGCAUUCCUCCUCCAGUGGCUCACUCCAUAUGACAGUGGUGGGGAACGAGACACCCUCCAGAUAUUGUUGGAUGAUAACCCCCAGUUAAAGAUUUUGGGAUUUGUAGUCCAGCAACAACUGGAUGUUCCCCAUUCUUGCCAUAGAGCAUGGGGUUGGGAAGCAGAAUAUGGAAUUUUGAGCUGCACCAGGAAGAAAAUGACCUCACCUUUUUCUUGCCUUGCAAAAAGAAGAAGAAAAGAUUGAGUCAGGAGAAAAAGAGAGUUCCAAGAUCUCAAACGCAGACUGCAAAUACAACAGAGAAUUUCAUAAGUACUUAAUGAUCUGACACAUCGUUGAGCAUUUGCCUCUCUCCCUCCUGCCCCCCAAUCAUAGAUGCCAAGAAACUCAGGGGCUGGAGGAAGAGGAGGCCUUAGUAGAACUGCUUGUGUUGGGAACAGGUGAUGAUAAUCAGUGGGCCAGAUGCUGAGCUCCCCCGUGUGGGCCAUUUUGACAGGUGGGUAGCAAAGGGAGGAGGCUUUCCCUGAAUUCAGGUACACUUAAGCAAACCAGGAGAAGUACUGCAUGAACCAAUAGUCAUGCAUCUACCAAAGAGUCCUGUUGACCCAUCUUCCCUCAGCAACCCAUAUGACCAACCUUCCCCUGCUAUUUUGUCCAACAGGCAACCCUCAUGGCUGGCAUCGUAACAGGCUUAAUUUACCCCCCCCCAUUUCUCCCUCACAUCUCCCUGCUACUCCCUUCUGCCCUUGAGGAUUGCUCCUGCAAGGCUAGCAAUGGCAAUGUUUAUAUAGUGGAGUGCCUGGCUUCAACCAACACAAAGCUUACCUGCCUAUGGAGAUGAGAGUGUCUCCUCUGUGUGGAUGCUGUUGCUUCCCACUGUCGAGGAGGAAUAAUGUUGGAGCACUGUAGUAUAGGCAAGGCACAAUACUCACAUAUGGCAAAGGUGGUGGUAUGAGGGACU